Tinamus guttatus (white-throated tinamou) is the source of this 1277-nucleotide messenger RNA. The record is from RefSeq and is a predicted model, not a curated record. Lineage: Eukaryota; Metazoa; Chordata; Aves; Tinamiformes; Tinamidae.
CCCAUGACCCUCGGCUCCCCCACGUCUCCCAAGCCGGGCGCCGGCGCUCAGUUUCUCCCGGGCUUUCUCAUGGGUGAUUUGCCCGCCCCGGUGACUCCGCAGCCCCGGGCCGCCGGGGGCCCCGCCGUGGGCGUCAUGGAAAUGAGGUCUCCUCUGCUUGCAGGUGGCUCUCCCCCUCAGCCAGUAGUCCCUACACACAAAGACAAAAGCGGAGCUCCGCCGGUUAGAAGCAUCUACGACGAGUUGUCCAGUCCUGGGCUUGGACCCUCACCUCUGACCGCAAGACCAUCCAGCUUCUCUGUAACGCAGAGCCCAUUGGUUGGAACUAUGCCCUCAACUCCUGGAGCAGCCUCAAGUGUAUUCAGUCCUGCAAGUAUUGGACAGCCUAGAAAGACUACUCUGUCUCCUGCUCAGCUGGAUCCUUUUUAUACUCAGGGUGAUUCCCUAACCUCGGAAGAUCAGCUUGAUGACACAUGGGUAACUGUAUUUGGAUUUCCUCAAGCCUCAGCUUCAUAUAUUCUCCUCCAGUUUGCUCAGUAUGGAAACAUAUUAAAGCAUGUGAUGUCCAACGCAGGAAAUUGGAUGCACAUUCGAUAUCAGUCUAAGCUUCAAGCCCGGAAAGCCUUAAGCAAAGAUGGAAGAAUUUUUGGUGAAUCUAUUAUGAUUGGUGUUAAGCCUUGUAUAGACAAAAGUGUGAUGGAAAACUUCGAAAGAAACUCUACAACCUCAAUGUCUUCAGUCUUUACUCCACCUGCGAAGUCCUUAGGCUCACCACUACAACCUGCAAAUACUACAAGAAUUUCUACAAUGAGACCUCUUGCAACAGCAUAUAAAGCUUCCUCUAGUGACUACCAGGUGGUUUCUGACAGACAGACUCCUAGGAAAGAUGAGAGCAUUGUAUCCAAAGCAAUGGAGUAUGUGUUUGGCUGGUAAUGAACAAGAGCAAGUAACUCGUUAGGCACGGUUAGCGUUGGAGAUCUGCUACCAGCAUCGUUGGUUAGUUGUAUAACCUCUGAUGGCAGCACUUUGAACUUCCAUCUCACCUGUUUUGCCUUCUCUGGAUUCAGCAGACAUGUAGCUUGCACUUUAAAUGAUGGCAAUGUGCACAUGGUUUUAAAAAUAUAAUCAGUGUAAAUUAAGUGCUGCUUUUCCUGUUUGCGCUGUGAUUGCAUGACUAAAGAAACAUCAGCACUGACUUCUUUCCUGUGAUUACUUUUUGUGAAUUACUUCCCAGUAAGUCGGAAAUGUUUAAAAUGGCAGCUUUAUAUACUGAUGCC